Messenger RNA from Saccharomyces eubayanus, 1569 nucleotides. RefSeq names its product protein disulfide isomerase PDI1 (gene PDI1). Bases 1 to 1569 code for a protein of 522 amino acids. Gene Ontology annotation, cellular component: endoplasmic reticulum. NCBI's taxonomy places the organism in Eukaryota, Fungi, Ascomycota, Saccharomycetes, Saccharomycetales, Saccharomycetaceae. Gene Ontology annotation, molecular function: protein disulfide isomerase activity. The record is from RefSeq and is a predicted model, not a curated record. The transcript has a single exon. Gene Ontology annotation, biological process: response to endoplasmic reticulum stress; protein folding.
AUGAAGUUUUCCGCUGGCGCCAUCCUGUCAUGGUCCUCCCUGCUGCUCGCCACCUCCGUCUCUGCCCAACAAGAGGCCGUGGCCCCUGAAGACUCCGCCGUGGUCAAGCUGUCCACCGACUCCUUCAAUGAGUACAUCCAGUCGCACGACCUCGUGCUCGCAGAGUUCUUUGCCCCAUGGUGUGGCCACUGUAAGAACAUGGCCCCAGAGUACGUCCAAGCCGCCGAGGCGCUGGUCGGGAAAAAUAUCACCCUGGCGCAGAUCGACUGUACCGAGAACCAGGACCUGUGCAUGGAACACGACAUCCCGGGCUUCCCCAGCUUGAAGAUCUUCAAGAACAACGACGUUAACUCGUCCGUUGACUACGAGGGCCCUAGAACCGCCCAGGCCAUCGUCCAGUUCAUGCUCAAGCAGAGCCAGCCGGCCGUCACCGUCGUGGCCGACCUGCCCGCAUUCCUCGCCAACGAGACUUUCCUCGCCCCAAUCAUCGUCCAGUCCGGUAAGAUCGACGCCGACUUCAACGCCACCUUCUACACCAUCGCCAACAAGCACUUCAACGACUACAACUUUGUCUCCACCGAAGGCGCCAAAGAUGACGCUUUCAAGCUCGCCAUCUACUUGCCCUCCGCCUUGGAAGAACCCGUGGUGUACAGCGGCAAGAAAGCCGACAUUGUCGACGCCGAAGUCUUCGAAAAAUGGUUGCAAGUGGAAGCGUUGCCCUACUUUGGUGAGAUCGACGGCUCCGUGUUCAGCCAGUACGUUGAAAGCGGCUUGCCCCUAGCUUACUUGUUUUACAACGACGCCGAAGAACUCGAACAGUACACUCCCGUUUUCACCGAGCUUGCCAAGAAAAACAGAGGCCUUUUGAACUUUGUCAGCAUCGACGCCAAGAAGUUCGGCAGACACGCCGGUAACUUGAACAUGAAGGAACAAUUCCCUCUGUUCGCUAUCCACGACAUGGCCCAGGACUUCAAGUACGGUUUGCCUCAACUCUCCGAAGAGGCAUUCGACGAACUAACCGACAAGAUCGAACUGGAAACCAAAUCCAUCGAGGCCUUGGUCAAGAACUUCUUGAGCGGUGACGCCACUCCCAUCGUCAAGUCCCAAGAUGUCUUCGAAACCCAGGAAUCCUCCGUCUUCCAAUUGGUCGGCAAGAACCACGACGAAAUCGUCAACGACCCAAAGAAGGACGUCCUUGUCAUGUACUACGCCCCAUGGUGCGGUCACUGUAAGAGAUUGGCCCCAACCUACCUAGAAUUGGCCGACACCUACGCCAACGCCACCUCCGAUGUCUUGAUCGCUAAGAUCGACCACACCGAAAACGACGUCGCCGGCGUCACCAUCGAAGGUUACCCAACCAUCGUCUUGUACCCAGCGGGCAAGAAGUCCGAAUCCGUCCUCUACCAGGGCGCAAGAACUUUGGACUCCUUGUUCGACUUCAUCAAGGAAAACGGUCAUUCCGAAAUCGACGGUAAGGCCUUGUACGAAGAAGCCCAAGAAAAGGCCGCCGCCGAUGAAUUGGCCGACGAAUUGGCCGACGAAGAAGAAGCCAUCCAUGACGAAUUGUAA